Columba livia (rock pigeon) is the source of this 1819-nucleotide messenger RNA. RefSeq names its product zinc finger and BTB domain-containing protein 8A. Bases 304 to 1761 code for a protein of 485 amino acids. Gene Ontology annotation, biological process: regulation of transcription by RNA polymerase II. The transcript is spliced from 4 exons. NCBI's taxonomy places the organism in Eukaryota, Metazoa, Chordata, Aves, Columbiformes, Columbidae. The record is from RefSeq and is a predicted model, not a curated record. Gene Ontology annotation, molecular function: protein binding; DNA-binding transcription factor activity, RNA polymerase II-specific; RNA polymerase II cis-regulatory region sequence-specific DNA binding.
CCCGGCUGCAGGGCGCUCAGGCAGCGGCAGCCGCUGGGCUGCGCCUGCAAUCGGUGCGUUGCCCCUUUAAUUGUGUCCCCAGCCCUCGGGCGUCUCUGUCCAACGCCCACGUCAGCAAAUACCUUUUGUUUCUCUCACGUUCGGGCUUCCAGGGCUCGGGGCUGCGGGAGCAGCUCGUCGCCUUGAGCCACCGCGAGCCCCGCCGCGGGGCCGGGGAUCCCGCAUCCACCGCCCGCUCCCCUCGGCUCAGCCGCAGCCGCCCGCAGGACCCAGCCGCGAGCCUUCCCGUUACACGUGACGGGGAUGGAGAUUUCUUCCCACCAGUUUCACCUCCUCGAGCAGCUGAAUGAACAACGGAAACAGGAUUUGUUCUGUGACUGCAAUAUCCUGGUGGAGGGAAAGGUCUUUAAAGCGCAUCGCAAUGUGCUGUUUGCCAGCAGCGGCUAUUUCAAAAUGCUCCUUUCACAGAACUCGAAGGAGACGAGUCAGCCAACAACAGCUACUUUCGAGGUUUUCUCUCCAGAGACAUUUAUGGUUAUUCUGGACUUUGUGUAUUCAGGCAUCUUGUCUUUAACAGGUCAAAAUGUGAUUGAAGUCAUGUCAGCUGCUAGCUAUCUGCAGAUGACAGAUAUUCUUAAUGUCUGUAAGACGUUCAUUAAGUCCUCACUGGAUAUUAAUGAAAAGGAAAAGGAUCAUUACCUCAGCCUUUCGGCCAAAAGUACAAACAGCGAACCUGCCCAUCCGUCUCUUUAUCGGUCGAGGAGGAAAGCAAAGAGUAACCCGCGGCGCUCCUACUCAAUCCCAGAUGAAAAGGCUAAUCCGGUGAAUGAAAAUUCCUGGAGUAGUUACAGCAGCUACCUGUCCUCAGAGGUGAUGCUGCAGCAGACAGAAACUCAGCUCUCUAAAAGAGGCAGAAAACAGGGCUCGACGCGAAAGCGCCGAAAGCACCUGGGACUGUCACAGACCCACGAUUUUGUGGGGUGUAAAUCGAACAAAGCCGAGCGGGCCAGCGGAGACAGCAGCUCCCCAGAUCCCAGCCACGUGUCUCACGUCAGAGAGGAGGGUGAAUUUGAUGCCGAGAAUGAUGUCGAGCGUGACGAUUACGGAUAUAAUCAUGAAUCAGAAGCGGUACCGAAGAGGUGGUCUGUGGCUCAGCUAGAACAAGAGCUUUCAAGAACUCCUGAGUUCAUGGAAUUAAAAGCAGAGGAACUGUACACCUCAAUGCCCACAAUUUUAGGUGUAAUGAGCAGUUGGAAUGAAGAUGACCUACCUCGGAUGCGAUUUAAAUGCCCCUUCUGUACGCACACCGUGAAACGCCGCGCAGACCUGAAGCGCCACCUUCGGUGUCACACGGGGGAGCGGCCGUACCCCUGCGAAGCGUGUGGGAAAAGGUUCACCCGGCUCGAGCAUUUGCGUAACCACUUCCAAACGAUACAUCAAGCUGGCAAACUGAUCUGCAGGAAAUGCAAGCGCCACGUAACUGACCUAACGGGAUGUGUUGUUCAGCAAGGAACAAGACGCUACAGACUGUGCCAUAAGUGUCUGGCAGAAGCUAAUUUUGACAACAUCCCUGAUGAUUUAGACACUGAACAUUCUCCUGUCUCCUCCACGGGAAACAAACGUUGCAAAUGGGCUUUGGAGGAGGAACAGAAAUCAGAGGAAGAGACGAUGGAGGAGGAACCGUAUAAUUUGGUUGUCCGACACGUUAAUGAUGAUAUUCCAGAAGAGGCAGAUGAAAAGGUGAAACCAAAUCUUAGGUAGAUGUACCUGUGUAUUUGUUACUGUCGUAUUCAAGAUUAAAUUGCUUGUGUCCUACCAA